Maylandia zebra (zebra mbuna) is the source of this 1999-nucleotide messenger RNA. RefSeq names its product origin recognition complex, subunit 4 (gene orc4). The record is from RefSeq and is a predicted model, not a curated record. Gene Ontology annotation, molecular function: ATP hydrolysis activity; DNA replication origin binding. Gene Ontology annotation, cellular component: nucleus; nuclear origin of replication recognition complex. NCBI's taxonomy places the organism in Eukaryota, Metazoa, Chordata, Actinopteri, Cichliformes, Cichlidae. Gene Ontology annotation, biological process: DNA replication; DNA replication initiation.
CAGAAAGCAGAUAUAGUCAAAGCCGGAAGUCGUCAUCGCUGGCCGAGGAGUAUUCCCGCGAAGAUUGAGGCGUCUCUUCGUUACUCCCGUCAUCAUGAGUAAGAGGAAGGCCAGAGAUGCUCAUCUGCCUAUAGGGGAAUGCAUCACACAGGUUCAGCAGAUUUUAAGGGAGCGGUUUUGUGAGAGGCUGCUCCCUGACAGACCAGAGGGAGUAGAAGCUCAGUACAAACACCUCCUGGAGCUGCUGAGGCGGACGGCGAUCCACGGGGAGAGUAACUCUGUGCUAAUCGUGGGUCCCAGAGGAGCAGGCAAAACAAUGCUGCUGCAGUGCGUGCUGAGAGACCUGCAGAAGGAGGAGAAGGUGCAGAAGAACCUUCUUCAGGUUCACCUCAGUGGUCUCCUGCAGACUGAUGACAGAACAGCGCUGAAAGAAAUAACCAGACAACUCCACCUGGAAAACGUUGUUGGAGACAAAGUGUUUGGAAGCUUUGCUGAAAAUCUGGCUUUCCUCCUGGAGGCAUUAAAAAAAGGCAAUCGCAGCAGUAGCUGCCCAGUGUUGUUUGUCCUGGAUGAGUUUGACUUAUUCGCCCACCACAAGAACCAGACUCUGCUCUACAACCUGUUUGACGUCUCCCAGUCCGCCCAGGCUCCGAUCGCUGUGGUCGGCGUCACCUGCAGACUGGAUGUUCUGGAGCUGCUGGAGAAGCGGGUAAAGUCGCGGUUUUCCCACCGUCAGAUCCACCUGCUGAGCAGCCUCAACUUCACCCAGUACCUGGAACGGGUUUGGACGCAACUCAGCCUGCUGGACAGUUUUCCUGACAAGAAGUUCGCUCAGGAGUGGAACGCUGGUGUAAAGACUCUGUGUGAGGACAAAUCUGUGGAGGAAGUUCUGCAGAGACACUUCAACUCCAGCAAAGACUUUCGCUCUCUGCACAUGCUGCUGAUGUUGUGCCUGAGUCGCGUCUCUGUCGCCAAACCUACCAUCAAACCAGCCGACCUGCUCGAGGCCAGCCGGAUGUGUUUUGCUGACGCCACGGCUAACAUGCUCCAUGGUUUGUCCAUCUUGGAGCUGUGCCUGGUCAUCGCCAUUAAGCACCUCAAUGAUGUGUAUGAAGGAGAGCCAUUUAACCUUCAGAUGGUCCAUAAUGAGUUUAAGAAGUUCCUGCAUAGGAAGUCCAACUCCAUGUACAACUUUGAGCAGCCUGUUGUCAUGAAGGCGUUCGAGCACCUGCAGCAGCUGGAGCUGAUCCGGCCUGUCGAUGGUUCCUCGGCCAAAGUCCAGAGGGAGUACCAGCUCAUGAGGCUCACGCUGGACCACAGCCAGAUCAUGGAUGCCCUGCAGAAGUACCCACAGUGCCCCACUGACGUCAAGCAGUGGGCCAUGUCGGCAUUUGGGUAGAGCUUCAGAACAUUUAGAAUUCAGAGUCUGUGAAGCUUGUUUUGACUUGGACUGAAGGGCAUAAGGUUUGUGCUGCCGCCCACUCUAAAUGAUCAGAAAAUAAAAGGAAAUGAAUAGUUUGGCAUUGGUGCGAUUGUUUCACCCUCUAAGCAGUUAGAGGUUUAUGCUGAAGAUAGACACCCCCCCCCCCAAAUCUUAAUACAAAAACUCAGCUUCAUGUGCUUGUGUCAUUUGAUCAGUAGUUGGACUUAGCAAGUGUCAUCAAGCGUCCAGCUUUCAUCAUUUUCAGGUCGUGAGCAUCAGGCUGCUGAAUACUGCUAUCUAGUGGUGAUUUUGUGCAGUUGACAAUAACCUGGAUGAAAGUUGCAGUUUUGAUUUCUUGGACAAAAAUAUGUGUAAUUGUGCCAAAAGUCUGUUUUUUGUUGUUGUUCUUUUUAAACACGCUGUAGCAUCAGUGAGGCAUGUGUCCCUCCACAGUUCACAAGAAUCGCUGCUCCCACGAUGGUUUUACAGUUUAUGCACAAUGAUCAGCUGAUUGGUCUGCAUGGCCGUGAGCUGAAUGAAGAUUCACCUUAGUGGCAAUAAAAAGAACUCAUUUAA